AUGGCCUGCAGCCCGAACGUCAUGUUUCUUUUUGUUCGAGCGGCCAUCGGCUACUCGUUGGCGUUCGUCAAGGUGAAAACGCUGGAAAAGGAGCUCGUGCAAAUGUUACAGGAACGAAAACGCUGCAUCGACAACGAGGCGAAAGAUCGUGAUGAAGACGACCAGCAAUCGCAGCAACGAGCCAUGGGCGUAACAGACCUCAAGGACCGAAUCAAACGGGCGAUGGAGACGCAGAAGAGUUGUGCGCGCUCCAUGUCUGCCACGUACGCCCGUCUGGUGCUACACUGCAGCAACUUUGAGAACCACAAAGAGGACGAGCGCUUCUUCGAGUGCGUCUACUUCUUCGUAUGCUCGGUGGUGAAGCUUGGGGUGGUUACAGAGUACUGGCGGCCGAUCGAAGUAGAGCUGGGAUUCCUCUUUCGCGGAGCUCAAUUCAGUGCCAACAUCAAGCUUCAUGCAACCACCGCCUACCAGGACGGACAUGUGCAAAAUACCUCCACCGAACCCCAAGAUUCUUCAAACUCCUCGUCGCACUCGGGUGCAAGAUCUCUUCUGGCAAAUAUUGCGAAUAUCGGCGGUAUCUGUCCUAACAACAACAACUCGGGUGUUAACGCCACCAACUCCGGGGCUGCUGGGAGCAAGAAGAUGCAAAGUCUGCCGGCUGCGAUUACGAAGGACAACGCAGAGCGCUUGAAAGCUGAGCCUGGAGCCGUGGUCUUUGAGGUGCCCAAGUCGCGCAUCUCACACUUCGCUCCGUCGGUCCCGGUGCGUCGCAUUGUGGCAGAGCUACAAGCCACCAAGAAUCGUGCAGCGCGCAACAUGGAGCUCUCUCAGGCACUUCGGGAUCGUAUUCGUACACAGCGCAGUGAAGAUCGCCGUUGGCAACUUGAAGCUGUCAUGAGUCCACGUCACAGUAUGGACCUCGACGCGCUAGAUGCCGAGCCCCCGCAUCUCCAUGAAGAGCACGUACACGACGCGUUCACCCGCGCUGAACCACCUGCUGCCAGCUACGGAGGAACGUGUCAAGCUUGCUCUCAAGUACGUACUUUCACAUCGCUCUCUGUACAUGCAAGUUGCUAA
Phytophthora sojae is the source of this 1080-nucleotide messenger RNA. RefSeq lists its product as hypothetical. Lineage: Eukaryota; Oomycota; Peronosporomycetes; Peronosporales; Peronosporaceae. The transcript is spliced from 3 exons. The coding region runs from base 1 to 1080 and encodes 359 amino acids. The record is from RefSeq and is a predicted model, not a curated record.